Molecule: messenger RNA, 895 nt
Organism: Magallana angulata
Lineage: Eukaryota; Metazoa; Mollusca; Bivalvia; Ostreida; Ostreidae
Product: mediator of RNA polymerase II transcription subunit 7-like
Exons: 2
Coding region: 9-668 (219 amino acids)
Biological process (GO): regulation of transcription by RNA polymerase II
Cellular component (GO): core mediator complex; mediator complex
Molecular function (GO): transcription coregulator activity
Source: RefSeq, a predicted model, not a curated record
CUGUAACUAUGGCUGAAAACCAAGGUGUAAGUGCUUUUCCCCUUCCUCCCAGCAAGUAUGUUAACAUGUACACGGAUGAAAAUGUGAAGCGAGGGAGAGCACCAUUACCACCCCCUCCUAUUCAGGACACAUAUACCAUGUUUGGAGCUCAGUUCAAUGCUGAUGAUGCUAUUAUCAGACCUUUAGAAUCUCAGGGAUUUCGAAGACUGCAUCCUCAAAACUACGAUCAUAAAAGAGAGCUGAAGAAGUUGAAUCAUUCUAUUCUUGUCAACUUCUUAGAUUUGAUAGACAUUCUGAUCAAGGCUCCAGACUCCACCAAGCGCACAGAGAAACUGGAGGACCUGAAUUUGCUGUUCAUUCACAUGCACCAUUUAAUCAACGAGUUCCGGCCUCAUCAGGCGCGCGAGACACUCCGUGUCAUGAUGGAGAGACAGAAAAAAGAGAGAGCACAAAUAUCUAAGAACUUUGAGACUCAUCUAAAUAAAGUAAAAGAACUGAUUCAGACCAGUCUGCAAAGUUUGCCUGAGGACUUUAGCUUUGAUUCCAAGAGUUUAGUCAAAACUGAACUUCUACAAGCAUCUCAACAUCACAAUGGGUAUGACAUGGAGACUGAACCGUGUGACCAACUAGACAGAAUGAUGUGUGACAUUGUAGAUGGAAUGGGAUGAACUUAAGGGUUGCUUGAUUUUCCAAUAUUGUAGCUAGAAUGAGAUAAACAUUAUUUGCCUACUUGUAUACUAAGUUUGUUUGAUAAUGCUUUGUAUUAUCAACAGUACUGGUCUACUCUAAAUAUUAUUGUGUGAAUAGUUCAUGAAUACAUGUACAUGUGAAGUAAAUUAACAAUGAUGCAAAUAACAUUGUGACACUGUGUAUAUUAAAAUUGCAUAAGCUCAUA